AUGACGACUGGUGACACUACUGGCCGGGAGGCGGGAAUAGCGGCGGGCAGAGGCAGGGCAGUGCCGAUGGCGGGGGACCGCAGGGGUUUGCUGACGAAAGGGGGCCGUAGGGUGGUUACUGGUGGUAGGGGCUGUAGGGAGGUGUCGGCGGGGGUCGGGCUGGUGGGGGCCGGCGGGGCCGGACUGAUAGGACCUACAGGCCGUACGGUGGGAGGACUGAUAGGUCAGGCGGCGGCGGGCCGGGUAGCCAACAACACAGGGAGGCAGUGGUCGGGCGGCGGGAAGGCUAGGGAGCUGGGCGCCUGGCGGUGUAGCGGGGCCAGGCUGGGCAGUGGCAGCAGAGCCAGGCGGAGCGACGGGGCUAGGCUGGGUGGCGCGCGGGGAUCGGGAUCUGCAUGGCUAGUGGCGGCUGGAGACUGGGAGCUACAUGGCCGGCGGGGGCCGCAGGGGCUAGAUUGA
Molecule: messenger RNA, 459 nt
Organism: Cryptomeria japonica (Japanese cedar)
Lineage: Eukaryota; Viridiplantae; Streptophyta; Pinopsida; Cupressales; Cupressaceae
Exons: 2
Coding region: 1-459 (152 amino acids)
Source: RefSeq, a predicted model, not a curated record